Molecule: messenger RNA, 1572 nt
Organism: Bacillus rossius redtenbacheri
Lineage: Eukaryota; Metazoa; Arthropoda; Insecta; Phasmatodea; Bacillidae
Product: collagen alpha-1(III) chain-like
Exons: 1
Coding region: 1-1572 (523 amino acids)
Source: RefSeq, a predicted model, not a curated record
AUGUCAUCAUCGUCGGAAUCAUCACUUGGACGGUGGGGAAUCGCGGCUCAUGUACAGGGCGAGGACCGCGAGGACGGCGGGGAAUCGCGGCUCAUGUACAGGGCGAGGACCGCGCGGACGGCGGGGAAUCGCGGCUCAUGUACAGGGCGAGGACCGCGCGGACGGCGGGGAAUCGCGGCUCAUGUACAGGGCGAGGACCGCGCGGACGGCGGGGAAUCGCGGCUCAUGUACAGGGCGAGGACCGCGCGGACGGCGGGGAAUCGCGGCUCAUGUACAGGGCGAGGACCGCAAGGACGGCGGGGAAUCGCGGCUCAUGUACAGGGCGAGGACCGCAAGGACGGCGGGGAAUCGCGGCUCAUGUACAGGGCGAGGACCGCGCGGACGGCGGGGAAUCGCGGCUCAUGUACAGGGCGAGGACCGCAAGGACGGCGGGGAAUCGCGGCUCAUGUACAGGGCGAGGACCGCGCGGACGGCGGGGAAUCGCGGCUCAUGUACAGGGCGAGGACCGCGAGGACGGCGGGGAAUCGCGGCUCAUGUACAGGGCGAGGACCGCAAGGACGGCGGGGAAUCGCGGCUCAUGUACAGGGCGAGGACCGCAAGGACGGCGAUGAAUCGCGGCUCAUGUACAGGGCGAGGACCGCGCGGACGGCGGGGAAUCGCGGCUCAUGUACAGGGCGAGGACCGCGAGGACGGCGGGAAAUCGCGGCUCAUGUACAGGGCGAGGACCGCAAGGACGGCGGGGAAUCGCGGCUCAUGUACAGGGCGAGGACCGCGCGGACGGCGGGGAAUCGCGGCUCAUGUACAGGGCGAGGACCGCGCGGACGGCGGGGAAUCGCGGCUCAUGUACAGGGCGAGGACCGCGCGGACGGCGGGGAAUCGCGGCUCAUGUACAGGGCGAGGACCGCGCGGACGGCGGGGAAUCGCGUCUCAUGUACAGGGCGAGGACCGCAAGGACGGCGGGGAAUCGCGGCUCAUGUACAGGGCGAGGACCGCGCGGACGGCGGGGAAUCGCGGCUCAUGUACAGGGCGAGGACCGCGCGGACGGCGGGGAAUCGCGGCUCAUGUACAGGGCGAGGACCGCGCGGACGGCGGGGAAUCGCGGCUCAUGUACAGGGCGAGGACCGCGCGGACGGCGGGGAAUCGCGGCUCAUGUACAGGGCGAGGACCGCAAGGACGGCGGGGAAUCGCGGCUCAUGUACAGGGCGAGGACCGCGCGGACGGCGGGGAUUCGCGGCUCAUGUACAGGGCGAGGACCGCGCGGACGGCGGGGAAUCGCGGCUCAUGUACAGGGCGAGGACCGCGCGGACGGCGGGGAAUCGCGGCUCAUGUACAGAGCGAGGACCGCAAGGACGGCGGGGAAUCGCGGCUCAUGUACAGGGCGAGGACCGCAAGGACGGCGGGGAAUCGCGGCUCAUGUACAGGGCGAGGACCGCGCGGACGGUGGGGAAUCGCGGCUCUUGUACAGGUCGAGGACCGCAAGGACGGCGGGGAAUCGCGGCUCAUGUACAGGGCGAGGACCGCGCGGACGGCGGGGAAUCACAUAUCGGAACGUGCAACGCGCGGGAGAGAUAA